Molecule: messenger RNA, 213 nt
Organism: Suillus subalutaceus
Lineage: Eukaryota; Fungi; Basidiomycota; Agaricomycetes; Boletales; Suillaceae
Exons: 1
Coding region: 1-213 (70 amino acids)
Source: RefSeq, a predicted model, not a curated record
AUGAGUUGUGAAAAGGUGCAAAAUGUGCCUAUAUGUGCCUGCAGAAACACGAGUCUCUACAUCGAGACGGUCUUCCGUGCAGCCCACUUGAUACCUAUCUACAGUUCUGAGUACAUUCCUCCCUCCCUCAAGUUUUAUCAGUCUCUUGAUACUUUCGACUCAUUCUACAUCAACAAAUACGUUGAUCACCACGCAUUUGAGAUAGCGUCCUGA